AUGACUCUUCCUCAAGCUUUGGAGGCACGUCGCCCAGCAGUGUGUCCAGAGCCCGAUAUCUCAACCUUGUCAAACUAUGAAUCAUUUGAUAUCAAGCAUACCCAGCUGGCUCUAGAGAUAUCGUUCGACCGAAAGGUCGUAACGGGGACUGUAAUCUACAGCCUGGAUAAUGUAGGUAAGGCCAAAAGAGUGCGGUUGGAUACUAUGAACUUGGUGAUCACACAAGUUUACAUAGACGACAGUAUUGUGAAAUUCAACCUUUUCCCUACUAAAUACAGCCUAGGAACUUUACUAGAGAUCAUACCACACAUCAAGUUACCAAAGAGUUUCAAACUGAAGUGUGAAUUUGCUACUAAACCUGAAAGCCAAGGUCUCCAGUGGAUGAAUGAACUCCAAACUUUUGGAAGACCCUUUGUCUAUACAUUAAUGCACACCAUAUAUGCUAGAUCAAUAAUUCCGAGUUUUGAUACACCUGCCAUAAAAUCAACCUUUUCCGUUACUAUCAAGUCACCAUUACCUGUGGUAUUUUCAGGCACCGAACUACGUGAUUCCGGAAGAAAUAAAGUUUAUCGGUUUGUCCAAAAGGUUCCAAUUCCGGUUUACAUGCUCGGAUUUGCUUCCGGAGAUCUCAUGUCUGCCCAGGUUGGAUUACGCUCUAAGGUUUAUACAGAGUCCAGCCGUAUCAAGGAAGCGUGGAGUGAGUUUAAGGGCAACGUUGAGCCUUAUAUCAAGAUCGCCGAGGGUCUAGUUUCAGAAUACGAAUGGGGCAACUACAAUAUACUUAUAAACCCGGAUGCAUACCCUUAUGGCGGCAUGGAGUAUCCGGGCAUUACAUUCACUAGUCCGACGGUAAUUGCACACGAUAACUCUAACCACGAGACACUCAUUCGUGAACUAACACAUUCUUGGUCGGGGAGUCUGGUUACCAACGCUUCCUGGGGUCAUUUUUGGUUGAACGAAGGCUGGGCGGUCUACUUGGAAAGAAGAAUCAUAGAAAUCAUCCAUGGAGAACCAGUAAGACAUUUAAGCGCAUUGAUUGGACUAAUAGAAUUAGAAUACGAAAUUGCGUAUAUCCUACCGGAACAAAGUACCGCCUUGGUUCAAAAAAUUACUAAAGACAUGAACCCUGAAGACUUAAUUACUUGUGUUCCCUAUGAAAAAGGCUUCAACUUUCUAUUCUACCUCGAAAAUGUCUUAGGCGGAAAGGAAUUCUUCGAUCCAUUCAUCAAAUACUACUUCGUCAAGUUUGCCCAUCAGUCUGUAGACACCUGGCUAUUCCUCGAUACCUUGUUCGAGUUCUUCAGCGACAAAAAGGACAUUUUGAACCAUAUUGACUGGGAAACAUGGCUGUUUGGAGAUGGAAUGCCUCCAAGACAGGACUACAUCACCAUUCUAGCCGACGUGGUGUACCAAUUGGCAGAUAGAUGGAUUGCAAAAGCCAUACAAUUCACAAGCUUCAUCGAAUUUACAAAGGAAUUUUCUCCCGCAGAUAUCACACAAUUUAACACCAACCAGCUGAUAUUGUUUCUCAAUGUUAUCACUACCUGUGGUUCCUAUUGUAAAGAUCUGUGCUUCAAAUGGUCUGCAUAUCCUGUGGCAGCAAAUGCCUUGUUGAAAAUCUAUGAUAUUUUGACAAAUUCUACCAACUCCGAGGUUAUCUGCAGAGUUUUAUAUUUCAAAUUGAUUGCCAAUCUGGACUCUAGCUGUCAGCAAACCAUCGAAUGGCUUGGGAAAGUUGCUAGACUUAAAUAUGUCCGGCCGCUAUAUUGUGCAUUAUAUCUAUAUAUAUAUAUAUCUAUAUGUAUAUAUUAG
Molecule: messenger RNA, 1812 nt
Organism: Eremothecium cymbalariae DBVPG#7215
Lineage: Eukaryota; Fungi; Ascomycota; Saccharomycetes; Saccharomycetales; Saccharomycetaceae
Gene: LAP2
Product: bifunctional aminopeptidase/epoxide hydrolase
Exons: 1
Coding region: 1-1812 (603 amino acids)
Biological process (GO): proteolysis
Cellular component (GO): cytosol
Molecular function (GO): epoxide hydrolase activity; aminopeptidase activity; zinc ion binding
Source: RefSeq, a predicted model, not a curated record